CCAACCAUUUCAUGCUGUUGAUCCAUGCGUGCGUGGGACGAUGGCCCUCCACUGGGGUCCCCAAAAAGCCCCAAGCAGCCUAUCUGUAUGUCUCCCCCUCCAUCCUCGCCGUCUUCUCAUGCAUUUCUGCUGCAUCGUCAGACGCAUGGACGAAUUUCGGCCUGCUUUUCCCGCUGGAGAAAUUCUGAUACCUUGUUUUACUUUCUUUUCAUGACCUUUGAUUUGGAGCCAGACAGAAACGGACAGGACAGCUUCCAAGUUUCCCGAGGGCUGAGACUUUUUUCCUUUUUGACAUUAAAAUUCCUGUCUCCCUCAUUUCCCCUCCUUGCUUGGCUCAAGAACGAGAGAGAGACAGCUGAGGUUGUUCUUAAAUAUUUAUUAAAAGACCUAAUCUAUAAAG
Molecule: messenger RNA, 400 nt
Organism: Aspergillus ochraceoroseus IBT 24754
Lineage: Eukaryota; Fungi; Ascomycota; Eurotiomycetes; Eurotiales; Aspergillaceae
Exons: 1
Coding region: 41-214 (57 amino acids)
Source: RefSeq, a predicted model, not a curated record